This is a messenger RNA of Leptinotarsa decemlineata (Colorado potato beetle), 780 nucleotides long. RefSeq names its product zinc finger BED domain-containing protein 5-like. The record is from RefSeq and is a predicted model, not a curated record. NCBI's taxonomy places the organism in Eukaryota, Metazoa, Arthropoda, Insecta, Coleoptera, Chrysomelidae.
AUGAUAAAGACUGCUACUGGGACCAAUAACGAAAGUGCUGUAUUAACGUCCUACCAAGUAUCUUUGCUAGUUGCAAAAAGUGGUAAGCCCCACAACAUUGCUGAAGACUUAAUUUUACCGUGUGCUAAAAUCAUGGUUUCUGCUAUGUUAGGUGACAAAGCUUCAAAAGAAUUGGACGUUGUAUCGUUAUCAAACAACACAGUGAAAAGGAGAAUUGAUGAUUUGUCGGGAAAUGUUAGAGAACAGCUGAUUUUCUACGUUAAAGCAAGCAGAUUUUAUGCUUUGCAAUUAGAUGAGAGCACAGAUAUUAGCAAUGAUGCAAACUUGCUUGCAUAUGUUCGUUACGAACACAACAGCAUAAGUGAGGAUUUUUUAUUUUGUUUACCUUUACCUUCGCACACUACAGGUGAAGCAAUAUUUGAAGUAUUGAACAACUUUAUGUCCACUCAUGAAAUUACAUGGGACAAGUGUGUCGCAGUUAGCACCGACGGUGCUGGGGCUAUGACCGGGACACGAACAGGGCUGCAGGCGCGCGUUAAAAAGAUGAAUCCAGCUAUUAUCUGGCAUCACUGCUGCAUUCAUAAGGAGGCACUAGCAGCUAAAAACAUUCCAGAACAAUUAAAAACAGUGUCAGACGACAUAGUGCAGGUGGUGAAUUUUAUUAAAGCUAGGCCUUUAAAUUCCCGUAUUUUCGGUAUCAUUGUGAAGAAAUGGGAAGCAUUCACAAGCAGUUAUUAUUGCACGCUGAAGUCUGUUGGUUAUCUCGUGGCAAAGUUGUGA